AUGCUAGAGCGCUUCAUGAACAGAGAAAACGUCGCCCCGCCCCCGGCGACGCCGAACUCAAGCUUCGACUGGUCCGCCGUCGACCUCCAGUAUCCGCCCCAAAGGCCGCUAACGCCCGUCCCGGCCCCCCGGCGCGUCUUCUCCUACCUCCCCCGCGUGCAACACCGCUUCCCCUCCGAGUCCAUCUCCGCCUCCCGGAUCCGGGAGGCCCGCCGGCGGGAAGUCCGCCGCCUCUUCCAGAAGGACUGGGCAAGCUACAAAGAGUACGCCUGGAUGAAGGACGCUCUCAGUCCAAUCUCCGCCACCGCAAAGGACCAGUUCUCCGGCUGGGCCGCCACUCUCGUCGACUCCCUCGACGUCUUGUGGAUCAUGGGCCUCAAGCUCGAGUUCGAAGAGGCCGUCGCCGCCGUCGCGACCAUUGACUUUAGCACCUCGACGUCGUCCCACGUCAACAUCUUUGAGUCGAACAUUCGCUACCUCGGCGGUCUCCUGGCCGCCUACGACCUCAGCGGGCGCCGCGUCCUCCUCGACAAGGCUGUCGAGCUCGGCAACCUCCUCUUCGGCGCCUUCAACACGGAACACCGCAUGCCCGUAGAUUCCAUCAACCUCAACGACGCCAAGACGGGCAAAGGUUCCAAAGGCCAGGGCUCCGUCGCCUCCGCGUUCGCCGGCACCUUUUCCCUCGAAAUGACGCGCCUCUCCCAGCUGACCGGUGACCCAAAAUACUACGACGCCGUCGCCAACGUGAUGGACCUCUUCCACGACGGCCAGCAAAAGACAAAAUUGCCCGGCCUGUGGCCCAUGUACGUCCACUUGAGCGACCGCGACGUCGUCUCGGGCUCCACCUUCACCAUCGGAGGCAACGCCGACUCGCUCUACGAGUACCUCCCCAAAAUGAUGGCCCUCCUCGACGGCGCCGAGCCAAAGUACCGCCUCAUGACGGAACGCUUUCUCCAAGCCGCCAACGAAUCCCUCUUCUUCCGCCCCAUGCUGCCCGGCGGCGAAGACGUCCUCAUCUCGGGCAACGUCCACGUCGACGCGAGCGGAGACCCCGUCCUCGACCCGGAGAGCGAGCACCUGGCCUGCUUCAUCGGCGGCGUCUACGCGCUCGCCGGCCGCGUCCUGGGCAAAGAGGAGUGGGUCGCCGUCGGCGCCCGGCUGACGCUGGGGUGCUACUACGCUUACCGGGCCAUGCCGACCGGCAUAAUGCCAGAGCGCUUCAACAUGGUCAAUUGCGACCGCCGGGACGCGUGCGGGUGGGAUGAGGACAAGUGGGAAGCGGGCAAGAGGUCGAGGCCAGAGUAUAAGGAGCACCUGCCAAAGGGCUUCACGACGGCCAAGGACCCGCGCUACAUUCUCCGGCCCGAGGCAAUUGAAAGCGUAUUUGUGCUGUACCGCAUCACGGGCGAUCAAGGGUUCCAGGACGCGGCGUGGGAGAUGUGGAAGGCCGUGAGCAACGGCACGCUCGUCGAGCACGGAAACGCUGCGGUGGCGGAUGUUACGCGGAAGCAGGAUCCGCUGCCCAAGGAGGACUACAUGGAGAGUUUCUGGCUGGCGGAGACGCUGAAGUACUUCUACCUCGUCUUCUCACCGCCUGAUCUCAUCAGCCUCGACGACUAUGUGCUAAACACUGAAGCGCAUCCCUUCCGGCGACACCGUUGA
Colletotrichum orchidophilum is the source of this 1662-nucleotide messenger RNA. Its product is annotated as glycosyl hydrolase family 47. Gene Ontology annotation, biological process: N-glycan processing; carbohydrate metabolic process. Bases 1 to 1662 code for a protein of 553 amino acids. Gene Ontology annotation, cellular component: endoplasmic reticulum; Golgi membrane. The transcript is spliced from 2 exons. Lineage: Eukaryota; Fungi; Ascomycota; Sordariomycetes; Glomerellales; Glomerellaceae. The record is from RefSeq and is a predicted model, not a curated record. Gene Ontology annotation, molecular function: calcium ion binding; mannosyl-oligosaccharide 1,2-alpha-mannosidase activity.